CCGUGUUCUGAAGCUGAAACUUUCUCUGCAAUAAUCUGUUUUGAAUUUUCAUCACUUUUCCGGUUAGGAUUUCAGUAAUAAAUCAGCUCUAAAAUUCUAGGGAGUAUAUAUACUUGUGUACAUACACGUUACGUGUAAGUUUCGUAUAUAUACUUUUCCCUUCUCCCCCAAUCUCCGCCGCACCGACUAAAUUCAGCUCUUCAUCAGCUGCAGCAGCAGCAACAGUGGCGUGCACGACGACGCCGUUUCGAUCACCGAUCUCGUCGUCCUCCGAGAAAUGGCCAAGCGCGGAUAUAAAUUGCAGGAGUUUGUGGCGCAUUCGGGGAAUGUAAAUUGUUUAAGGAUUGGGAGGAAGAACUUUCGGCAAUUUAUAACAGGUGGAGAUGAUCAAGUGGUCAAUCUUUGGUCAAUUGGCAAUCCUGCACCUUUAUCGAGUCUUUCUGGUCACUCAAGUCCAGUUGAAUCUGUAGCUUUUGAUUCUUCGGAGAUCUUGGUGGUUGCCGGAGCAUCAUCUGGUGUAAUUAAAUUGUGGGACCUUGAAGAAACAAAGAUGGUUCGCACUCUUUCUGGACACAGAUCCUAUUGCACUGCUGUGGAAUUCCAUCCAUUUGGUGAAUUUUUUGCAUCUGGUUCCAUGGACACUAAUCUAAAGAUAUGGGAUAUCAGAAAGAAAGGAUGCAUUCAUACAUAUAAGGGUCAUACUCGAGGAAUUAGCACUAUAAGGUUUACUCCUGAUGGCCGAUGGGUGGUUUCUGGUGGAUUUGAUAAUGUUGUAAAGAUAUGGGACCUGACAGCUGGAAAACUCUUGCAUGAUUUCAAGUUUCAUGAAGGACAUAUCCGAUCAAUAGACUUCCAUCCACUUGAAUUUCUUCUGGCUACAGGCUCAGCGGAUCGAACUGUUAAGUUUUGGGAUUUGGAAACUUUUGAAAUGAUUGGGUCUGCCAGGCGUGAGACUGCUGGAGUUCGAUCCAUAACGUUUCACCCUGAUGGAAGAACGCUAUUCUGUGGAUUGGAUGAUAGUUUGAAGGUGUAUUCAUGGGAGCCAGUAAUUUGUCAUGACUCUGUUGAUAUGGGAUGGUCAACACUAGGUGAUAUGUGCGUCCAUGAUGGUAAACUCUUGGGUGGUGCAUAUUUUCAGAACUCUGUUGGAGUUUGGGUAGCUGAUAUUUCGCUUAUUGAGCCAUAUGGUGGGGGUGCGAUACCUGAGCUGAAUGGCCCACCUGAGCAGAAAUAUGAAGUUCAAGAAAAUCCUUCUGAGAAAUCCGUAAGCCAUAGGAGGUCCAAUUCAAAUUUCCGCAGCAUGUCACCAGAUAUUGAUUCUAAAGACAUUAAGAAUAUCUAUGUGGAUACUGAAGCUUGUAAGCCUGUUACUUCAACAAAAGUUGGGUCUCUUAAUUCUCCAAAUGCUGUAGACCCUUCUGAACCAAAGGAGAUUACGACUUUGGCAAGUCAGAAGCAGGGCUCUGCGGUAAGGGUGCAUGCAAAGACUAAUGUGUCAGGGGAUGCCAAAUCCUUCAUUGUGCCUAUAGUGAUACCUCGUGAAUAUCCUAGUGCAAAAGAUAAGGCCGGUUCUAGAAGGGAAUCUUUUGCUAGCAGUAGGGCCAUUACUGGUACACUUAAGCCUUCCCAUAUCCGAAGGUCGUCAAAUACAAAGUCUGAUAUGGAGAAAAUCUCAACUGGAUUGGAAACCAUGUCUCUUGGCAGUAUGACGACUGCAGUGGAGACUAAAACGGAACCAAACUUCAACAGCAAGCUUGUUUGCAACAAUAAUGUGAAGGAAUUCUCUGAGGGAGAAGAUCUGAGCAUCAAGAAUGUUGGAGAGAAGCUAGAAAAAGCUACAUCGCUGACAAGACUGUCAAAUCAGGAAAAUGGUGAAAAGCCCCAGGAGUGCAACAAAGGGGUUAUUCCUAUUAGAGUUGUGAAUGGAGUGGCAGUUGUGCGAGGUAGGACACGCAGUUUGGUUGAGAGAUUUGAAAAAAGAGAGGGAUUGAGUAGUAAUGAAGCUCAAACGCCUGAGAAAGCUCCUAACUUUAGUAGCGAAGAAGCUCAAACGCCUGAGAAAGCUCCUAACUUUAGUAGCAAAGAAGCUCAAAUGCCUGAGAAUGCUCCUAACUUCAGUAGCAAAGAAGCUCAAAUGCCUGACAGAUGUCCUAGUUCAAUAACUGAGGCAGCUAAAGCAUCUUUGCAGGAUAAUAAUCCACCAAAUGCUGGAAGGGAGCCAGAUACAGAUGAUAAUCAUGCCAUUGAAGCGCUGAUGCAAAAUCAUGACGUGCUAUUAAGCACUUUUCGGUCACGCCUGACAAAGUUACAAGUGGUGCGGCAUUUUUGGGAACGCAAUGAUGUUAAAGGUGCAAUAAAUGCUAUGAUGAAGUUGCCUGAUCAUUCUGUACAAGCAGAUGUAGUCAGUGUUCUAAAGGAGAAAAUGGAGAUUAUUACCUUAGAGCUCUUCUCAUGCUUACUACCUGUGCUUUUAAGCUUACUGGAUAGCAAAAUUGAUAGGCAUGCUAGUGUUUCUCUGGAGAUGCUCUUGAAACUCAUUGCCGUCUUCGGACCUUUAGUUCAUUCAACCGUUUCAGCACCUCGUGCUGUUGGGGUUGAUCUUCAUGCAGAAGAAAGACGUGAAAGCUGCAAACAGUGUUUUGUCCAUCUUCAGAAUGUUCAGAAAAUUCUUCCGUCACUGGUUCAGAGGGGUGGUGUGGUGGCAAGAUGUGCACAUGAACUAAGCCUUGUUCUUCGAGAACCGUAAUAUACUUUUCUAUGUGGUAUUAACUUCAAUGAAGAGGAAAUGUCCUGCUUUUUGCUUCCCCUUGGAUAAAAUUCUUUCAGACCGCCUCUUUUCACACGAGGGAAGCAUCACAAUUUUGUCAUGCUGAUGUCUGUCUCUGGCUACCUUUUUUGAGUCCUUUUGGUAGCUAUGCAUACAAGCUUGAUGCUCCAUGCGGUAAAAAGCUUGAGGAGGAUUUUGUUCAGCUGCAGCCAAUUAUCCCUGGUUCAAGGUGUUAGUCCUCAAUAUAAAGGUAGUAAAUUUCAUUUAGUGAUGCCUUGGAAGAUGUUGCAGCUGUAGCAUACAUACAUGUAUACUUGUGGUCUUACUUAACCUGUAAUUACAAGUCAAUUUAUGUAAAUGCGCUUGUAAUAUUUAAUGAUAUGUAUACAGCCUCCAUUUAUCAAUGAAAUAUAUUUCCUAUCUUGUAGUCU
Molecule: messenger RNA, 3198 nt
Organism: Coffea eugenioides
Lineage: Eukaryota; Viridiplantae; Streptophyta; Magnoliopsida; Gentianales; Rubiaceae
Product: katanin p80 WD40 repeat-containing subunit B1 homolog
Exons: 18
Coding region: 278-2746 (822 amino acids)
Biological process (GO): microtubule severing; microtubule depolymerization
Cellular component (GO): katanin complex
Molecular function (GO): microtubule binding
Source: RefSeq, a predicted model, not a curated record